Molecule: messenger RNA, 5068 nt
Organism: Dreissena polymorpha
Lineage: Eukaryota; Metazoa; Mollusca; Bivalvia; Myida; Dreissenidae
Exons: 7
Coding region: 1145-4585 (1146 amino acids)
Source: RefSeq, a predicted model, not a curated record
AUUAAAACAGUUUUCCUUAUUCAUCUUAACUCGAUUGAGAGGGUCAUCCAAGGGUGUAGCUUCCUUUAGACAUUAUAUGACCAUGUCUUUACAGUUUUUGUUAUGAGAUGAAAUAAUGACAAAAAUGCAACAAGAACAAAUAUGUAAUUGAACUUUUAUGAUAAUAAGGAGUUACAAAACGACACAAAUGUAUAAUUUGUAUUGACUUUUUUGAUCGCACAAAAUUAAAUGGUGUUUACUGAUAAUUGUAAAUAAUAUACAGUGGCAUUUGAAAUGGACAAAGUCGUGGCGUAGUUGUAAAGAGCGGUGUUAACACACAGACGUUCGUUCUUUAUGGCGAAAAGUCCCGAAUUUUUUUAGAAAAAGGGUAAAAUAUUCAUAUAAGCAGAAAUGUAAGUUGAUAUUAUUUUCAGAAUUUUUGGUGUAGGGUAAAAUACACAAUAACAUAUGUCUGUAUGUUUUCCCUUAUAUAUACUGUUAGUGUGCAAAUCGUAAACAGUAGCGUAAUGUUGCGCAGUCAUUCAAGUAUUCCCAUACUGUUUUAAAUCCAUGCUACGCCCUGCUACUCAUAUUCUUGUAAAUGGAUUAUGUUUAGAUGUGUCGCGUAACUAAAGCCGUCACAGUUAUUGUUUAGAGGGUGUUACACUUGAAAUAGUUGCUCGCGGACGUUGGGAUAUUGCAUGUCGUUUCGAGCUUCAUAAAUAUCAAGUAACACAUAAUAUGAAACAAGCACAGCUUGGACAAGAUUACACAUCGAUAGCCAUAGAGCUUUUCAACAUUGAAAUCUGAAAACAAUACAGAUAGUUUUAAUGCGAAAUGACGUGUUGCAAGAUAAGAUUACAUUGGCGGAAUACAUCAUCAAGCAAUAUUUAAACAACUAUUGAAAACAUUUAAUAUUCAUUAAAACAAAUUCACCGGUAUUAUGAAUUCGGGAACAUAAUUAAACUAAUAUAAUGUUUUUCUCCCUUUUUUUAAACUGAUGAUGCACCGUUACUCAUCGAAGAGUUUCGAGCUUUCGGUUACGUACUUAUAAUAAUGUGGUGUACUAUAAGUGCAGCUCGGAACACGUGAGUCAUGGAAACGGAAUUGUCUGUGCCAAGUGUGUUUAAAAUCCCAGCAAAUUAUUUAUAAAUUGUUAACCAGCAUGGAUGUAGCUUCAGUUUUAGCAUUGUCUAGGUCGUUUAAAAAUAACAUUUUGGACGACGAUGAUGACAGCAUUGGAGAUUACGUAGAUGACGAAACUGGUGUCACCAACAAAGACAAAGAUUUUGACUGGAAUCUGUUUUCUCGUACUGGACAUAUAUCAUUAGAUGAACCUUUUACAUCGGGUAUAAACGGAAAGCCAAAUUAUAGCACCAUCCAAGAUUCAGCGGUAACUGGUGCAACAUAUAUAAGUGCUCAAUCACAAGAGGGAGACCCAAAUAUUCAAACAACUGAAAUUCGUCAAGACCACGGAACUUGUAAUGCACAUAAUGUUAUGAAAAGUAGUCAUAAAAAGAGAGAUGUGAAAACAAAAACAACACUUACCCCAAAACGGUCGGAUGGAAAUACGUCGUUCUCAAAAACAACAAAAACCGAUGCACAUUCCGGUUUAUCGAGAGAUUUUAAGUGGGUUCUCACAGAUGACGACAUACAUGAGUUGAGAGCCUAUACAGGUCGUCCACCGCAUGCUAAGCAGAAUCGAAUGGUCCUUUCCUGGGACCGAGAUAUUCCAUCUGAUCUCUCAAAUUUUAAAUUACCUCCAUUGGACGAAGCAUCGAUGAUUCGACCGCAAUCGACGUUCAAAACGCCUUUGUUUGUGCCGUUAUUCCUUGUCGCUAAACUUGUGAAUGCCGAAGACACAGAUGACGUUAUUCGAGGUAUCAUAAAGAGCGUCGGUUUAACCGAAUACGUUCCAUGUAUGCAGUGUUACGGUAGCAGCGCCCAUAACAACCUUUCUGCAGACGGAUGGAAUCGAGAGGUUACACAAAAUGGCAAAUGCCAACGAUGUAGAGGUUCGUUGCUGUCAUCCUUAGCUGUAUUCAAAUCAUUAAUACGCCUUAAAAAGAUAUUCCAAGACGACAACUUGAUCGUGGAAGACGUCCGUAACGACGGCAACUGUCUAUUUGCGGCGGUGGUGGAUCAGUUGAGAACACAGGGCAAUGCAGAACACGACAUCUACAGUCUCCGGAAGGCCUCCGUAGAGUACUUACGAACUCAUCCUUAUGCGAGUGAUGGGACUCGACUUGAUGCCUUUCUCGUGGACGAAACGUUGGAACAUUAUCUUCUGCGCAUGUGUAGGGAUGGCGAAUGGGGCGAUCACAUGAUCUUGAACGCUAUUGCAGAGAUUCUUCAAAUGAACAUCAUCAUCUAUGGUGGAAUUGCCGAACAACAAACAACUCGUAUCGUACCAAAAUCUUGCCCAGAUGAGGCGAUCAAAGGUGAUGUCCGUAUUGCUCAUCUGCUCGAAUCCCACUAUGUGAGUCUCCGAGCGCAAGACUGGAUGCAGAAACUGGAUUCACAAAAUGGCGACAACCGUGAAAUCACGCAUGACGUCCCGAAGGAAAAGACCAACUUCUCAAUCAUGCAUUUUGAUAUGAUCGUGAGCAUGCUUAUACAGUGCGAGUAUUUGCAAAGUUUGACGCCAACCCAGGCGCAGCGAUUGAAACCUCCUUACCAAAUAAAUAAGGACGCCUACAUACAAAUUGUCGGGGACUUCAUUUCUGAGGUAAUGACGGUGCCAUAUGUAGCGUCUAUGUUUGAAGGAACGUCUAUCAGUCAUUUCUUCUCAAAUUACCACGAUAGAGCUGACGAAAAGAUUAUGCCGAUUUUCUAUAUUCCUCACGACACACUUGCUCAGUUUAAUCACCUUGAAGCGAACAGAAAAGGUGUGGUCAUUACCGGUGAUGCAUCCCAAAGUCGAAUACAGUUGAGACCAAUACACCUUUCCUUAUGGAAAUGCCUCCUAAGGAAAUCUCAAGAAGUUGCAUACAUAAAGACUUUCGAGCUUUCCGUUGAUGUUUUGCAUGAAGCGUACAAGUCACUGAUUGUCUCGGUAUGUCGCAACGCCGGAUUGAAAGCAACGUGCAUCAUAGCCUUUAAUUGUGAAUGGCCCGAAUGCGCCCUAGAAUGGGUUUCCAGGAGCAGACCAAGUAAUUUUCCCAGCGACAAGAUUAUCAAUAGCAUUUACAGUAAUGGCUGUAAUGUGGUACCGUAUUUAAGCCAGCCGGUUAACAACGAACUCCUCGGUGAUUGUUUAUCAGAGUCAAAACAUGAUAGUGACACCCACUGGUGUAUUUCAUUUGCUAUUUCAGAACGUGUUCUUUUCCAGGUUUUGUCACGGGAACACAAAUGUUGUUUUAUGAUAUUCAGAACAAUUGUGGAACAGGCAAUCCAUCGACAUAACUUGCCAUCAUCAAUCACAAAGAGCGUAUUCUUUUAUGCAUGUGAGAACCUUCCGGAAACAUACUGGAACAUGAAAGCAGGGCAAUGUUUGCUGAUGUUGCUGAGAAAUAUAGCAAACGCAUUCAGCGUUGGAAUGUUAGCUCAUUAUUUUAUUUCUACGAGAAACAUGUUACACGGUCUUUCAUUGCCUGUUCUACAAGAGUGUGCACUGGAACUAAACAAAUGUUGGACUUGUCCAAUAGCAGCUUUAGAUCAUGCUCUGGAGACGCUAAACAUAAAAAGUUCAGAUUUUCAACCGGUACUGGAUAUGAUACUUGAUGACAUACCAGAGUUUAUUGCUCGUCCAGACGCCGCAAGAUCGUUUGUGAACUGCUUUUACCCGUCGCAUGGAUACCUUAUCCAAAUGAUGGUAACAGAUCGGAAGUACGAACAGGCGGUCUCAAUGCUACAAGCUGUAAAAAUGCAUUUUGAAAAUGUCUUUGCAAGACCAACGGACAUACAUUCGUUAUUCAAAUCUGUUCUUAGCGGAACAGACAUGUGUACAAAAUGGGUGUUUGCAUUUUUCACGGAUCUUCGAUUAGGAACGCGGAUUGCAGCCAGUAUAUGCAGUGAUCAGGCAUCGCUCCAUAUAUCAGAGGUAUUCGGACCAAGAGCGACAGAGCUACUGAUAGAUACCCAUAUACCGGAAGACGCAGGAAUUGAGAAUGGCAAUUUGCUCUAUGCUGAAGAAGUCUCAAAUGUUUUGAGGCAACUAAAGAAAGACAACGCGUUCAUUGUCGCACUUACGUACUAUUUGGAGCGCUAUAGCGAGCAUGCCGGUGACAGUUUGGUGAUACCAGCAAGAGGCGAUUAUGCUCUCAGUAAUACUACAAUGUCGAGUGGCAUGGUGCCACUGGUGCAUUCAGGAAAAACGAUCUAUGUGCCUGCGUACAUAGUAAAAACUCUUAUCUUCAGAGUGGAUCUAUUACAUGUCGAUCUAUAUAAUCGUUGUUUAGCAGUCCGCAUGCUGGAUGAAUACCGACCCUUGUUUCCCACCUACCAAGCUAUAGCUAAGCUUGGAUUGAGUGACAUGGCUACCCGAAAUGAACAGGUUAUGGGACUCACUUUGGGGAAAGAUGAGUUAUUUUCGUCCAGACUAAUGGAGCCCCAUUUCAUCGACCAGUAUAUGGACGGCCGCGAACUCAAUGACAUUAUUGUCUAACUAAAUGAUAGAAUAGACAACACUAUGUUACGCGAUAACCAAAGAGAGGUGCUGCGAUUUAUUUUUAACAUUGAGAGCAUUUUGUAUAGAUAGCGUGCCAUCUCUUAUAUCCAUAUAAUGUGAUUUAUCAAACAUUAAUCAUUACUUCUAUUGUUGAAUACGAAUGGUAUGCUAAUUUAAUUAAUCUUACUGAAACUUUCGUUACAGUUACCACUUUAUUUCUGAAGGAAGUGCGUGCAUCAGCACGGGAUAUUUACCGUUUGUGUAUGCUAUAUAAUACUGCUAGUUAAUCGUUUAAGUACAUGUCCAAUUACCUAUGAGAAUGUAUGUUUGCCUUGCAAACUGCACAAUAUUGUAUCUUUUUACCACUGUUAUAGAAAACAACCGCCCAUGACUUUGCCAUAUGAUCUUCUGUCUUGUAUUAAAUUCGUUACUUUAUUAUUAUAAUGUUUAUAUCCUACUAAAAUAAAACAAGUUUCUAUA